Messenger RNA from Trichomonas vaginalis G3, 297 nucleotides. RefSeq names its product spliceosomal snRNP assembly. Lineage: Eukaryota; Parabasalia; Trichomonadida; Trichomonadidae. The record is from RefSeq and is a predicted model, not a curated record. Gene Ontology annotation, biological process: spliceosomal snRNP assembly; mRNA splicing, via spliceosome. The transcript has a single exon. Gene Ontology annotation, cellular component: catalytic step 2 spliceosome; U1 snRNP. Gene Ontology annotation, molecular function: RNA binding. The coding region runs from base 1 to 297 and encodes 98 amino acids.
AUGAGUGAAACUACCAAAUAUUUUCCUCAAAAGUUUAUGGAAUCUCUGCUGAACAAGCAGAUAGUUAUCAAACUUAAAUGGGAAAACAUUGAAUAUGUCGGCACGUUGAUUUCGUUUGAUGAAAGAAUGAAUAUCCAUCUAUCCGAAACUUCUGAAUAUGUUGGAGGAAAAACAGAAGGCGUCAUGGGCGAUGUUAUUAUUCGCUGUAAUAAUAUUCUUCACAUUCGUGAAAAACCAGAAGUUUAUCCUCCUCCUGUUCAGGCACCUCAAUUAGAAUUCGACGAAGAAGCUCAAUAA